AACAGAGGAGAAAUGAGCAUUCGCCACGAAAGGAAGCCUUUGCCACGCAGCGGUGAGCGAAGUUUCCGGCGAAAAUUGCUGAAAAGGGUCUGAUGUGCUUGUAGGUUCAGGUCAUCUGACCCCCCAGAUCCCUCCUUUCCUUUUAAAAGGGUUCUGGGGAUCUGCUUCUGGGCUUUUUCUCUUUCGAUCUCGUACAGAAACCCUUCAAAUUUCUUCCUUUUUCUUCAUUUCUUUCUUGCGCUGAGGAAGAAAUAAAAAAAUUGUAGAUACCUGAACCAGAAGGAGAAGAAGUAGGGGGAGAUGAGUUCGGAGUUGACAUUUAGAGGGCACGAGAGCCAGCCUUCGGCGUAUGUGUACUCGCCGAAGCCUCCGAAGCCAUGGCAGUCGGUGACUCGCCCAAUCAGAUACAUGCUUGGAGAGCAGCGCCUGGUGUUCGUCCUUGUGGGUAUCGCAAUCGCAACCCUCGUCUUCAUGAUGCUUCCGUCGUCUUCCAACCUAUCGCGAUUCGGCCACAAGUACGAGCCGAUCCGUGAUGUGUAUUUCCCGACGGGAUCGGGAUCGGGAUCGAACGGGUUGGUUGGGCAUAGGACAGUGUACGAGCAGAGAGGGGGUUAUGGGAUGGUGAAUUCGGGAGGAAAGGUACCGCUAGGGCUGAAGCGGAAGGGACUGAGGAUCGUUGUUACGGGUGGAGCAGGGUUCGUGGGGAGCCACCUGGUGGACCGGCUGAUCAAUCGAGGAGAUAGCGUGAUCGUAGUGGACAAUUUCUUCACUGGGAGGAAGGAAAACCUAAUGCAUCACUUUGGGAACCCAAGAUUCGAGCUGAUACGCCAUGAUGUGGUGGAGCCGCUGCUUUUGGAGGUGGAUCAGAUCUAUCACCUGGCUUGCCCUGCUUCUCCUGUUCAUUACAAGUUCAACCCUGUCAAGACCAUCAAGACCAACGUGGUGGGUACCCUCAAUAUGCUUGGGCUCGCUAAGAGGGUGGGUGCCCGCUUCCUUCUUACUAGCACCAGUGAGGUCUACGGUGAUCCUCUGCAACAUCCUCAGGUCGAGACUUACUGGGGAAACGUCAAUCCCAUUGGUGUAAGGAGCUGUUACGAUGAGGGGAAAAGAACGGCAGAGACAUUGACGAUGGAUUACCACAGAGGAGCAGGGGUUGAGGUCAGGAUUGCUCGUAUCUUCAACACCUAUGGUCCCCGUAUGUGCAUAGACGAUGGUCGUGUCGUCAGUAAUUUUGUUGCUCAGGCACUGAGGAAGGAGCCAAUGACGGUGUACGGCGACGGGAAGCAAACCAGGAGUUUCCAAUACGUGUCAGAUCUGGUGGAGGGGUUGAUGAGGCUGAUGGAAGGAGAACAUGUGGGUCCAUUCAAUCUAGGGAACCCAGGGGAGUUCACAAUGCUGGAGUUGGCACAGGUAGUGCAGGAGACCAUAGACCCAAAUGCAAAGAUAGAGUUCAGGCCCAACACGGAGGAUGACCCACACAAGAGGAAGCCAGACAUCUCCAAAGCCAAGGAGCUCCUGGGGUGGGAACCUGCUGUCGCUCUCCGCAAGGGUCUCCCACUCAUGGUCUCCGACUUCCGUCAGCGCAUCUUCGGCGACCACAAAGAAGGCACUGCCACCGACGUGUCCGCUUGAUCAUCUUCUUCUUCUUCUUUACUCUUUUAUCACCAUGAGCAUCAUCGACACCUAUUGCUCAUUCCUUUUUAAACUAGACUAGAAGCAAUGGUAGCAGCAGCAACAACAGCCUCGGCCUUUUACUUGAAUCUUCUAUUUCUACCUUGUCCUAGUUUUCUAGGGUUUUUCUUUAUUACAGUUAAUUACCUUUGUCUUUGUUAUUCUGUAAUUUUUUUUUUAAAUAUUUUCAUCAUAGGUGGCAUACUUUCAAGUGCCAAUUGGCUCAAUAUAUUUUGGUGUUUGGUUGCGA
Molecule: messenger RNA, 1921 nt
Organism: Macadamia integrifolia
Lineage: Eukaryota; Viridiplantae; Streptophyta; Magnoliopsida; Proteales; Proteaceae
Product: UDP-glucuronic acid decarboxylase 4-like
Exons: 4
Coding region: 301-1632 (443 amino acids)
Biological process (GO): D-xylose metabolic process
Cellular component (GO): cytoplasm
Molecular function (GO): NAD+ binding; UDP-glucuronate decarboxylase activity
Source: RefSeq, a predicted model, not a curated record